This is a messenger RNA of Mytilus trossulus (common blue mussel), 479 nucleotides long. RefSeq lists its product as uncharacterized. The record is from RefSeq and is a predicted model, not a curated record. NCBI's taxonomy places the organism in Eukaryota, Metazoa, Mollusca, Bivalvia, Mytilida, Mytilidae. Bases 36 to 479 code for a protein of 147 amino acids. The transcript has 3 exons.
AGAAACUUGAAUAUGACGUAUAGACUGCAUGUAGAAUGAAAGAAUAUCUUAUGUUUAUUUUGGUUGCUUUACAGAAUGGUGCACUAUCUGUGGAAGGAAGAAUACACACUAAGACAGAACAUGCUGAUCUUGGGGAGACCAUAACUUUGCAGUGUCAGAAUUCGGGAUCGUCAACGUCAUUAUGGCGACGAAAAGAUUACUUUAUAUCAGGUGGUUUAUAUAUAAACCCAAGUGCGUACGGAUACGACAGAUUAAUGAUAACUGGAGAUUCAAUGAAAGGGGAAUACAAUCUAGAAAUAUCCAAUAUAACAGAGGAAGACCUUGGUUUAUAUAGUUGCGAGGUUUUAAUCAACAACAUUGCUAAACAGACAAGAGUAAAACUUAUAUUGCACUCUCAAAUCAAUGAAACACAAACUACAGAUGAGUAUACUGCUAAAGGUAUAGAUACUUCCAGUUAUUUCUCUUUGAAUACUUUUUAG